Messenger RNA from Astyanax mexicanus (Mexican tetra), 2128 nucleotides. RefSeq names its product zinc finger protein 271-like. Gene Ontology annotation, cellular component: nucleus. Lineage: Eukaryota; Metazoa; Chordata; Actinopteri; Characiformes; Acestrorhamphidae. Gene Ontology annotation, biological process: central nervous system development; regulation of transcription by RNA polymerase II. The coding region runs from base 726 to 1613 and encodes 295 amino acids. The transcript has 2 exons. The record is from RefSeq and is a predicted model, not a curated record. Gene Ontology annotation, molecular function: DNA-binding transcription factor activity, RNA polymerase II-specific; RNA polymerase II cis-regulatory region sequence-specific DNA binding.
AGAAGAAUCACACUUUGAGCAACUUGACAAAAAUACACAAACAUUUAUGUAAGAGGUUAAAAAGACUACAAAAAUAAUUGAAAAAGAACUACAUAAAAUAAUAUGAAUUCUUACAAAUUGUUAUAAUUGUGUUAACCUUUAGUAAACAAAAGAGACUCUUAUGUUUUACACUCCUGUUGGAGGUUGGUUGAUGUGUUGUAACAGUAAAAAGGUCAUUAUUUUGCUGUGAUUUUAUUUUGAACUACAAUUCCCUGCACCAACAAGACAACUGCAUUGGAUCAACAUUUCCAAAAAACACAUCUUGAACUCAGGAGCGCAUAUCACUGUUAGCCUGAAGCCAGUGUGGUGGAAAAUAAUGAACUGUUAUCAGGAGUUGUUAAAAUGAAAAAAUCAGGUUUGUGAAGCAUUGAUUUGGAUUAAUGUAUUUGGUUAAUGUGUGGAAACUUUUAUAAAUUGGUUUAAAGGAAAAAGCUUUGGACAUCAUCUGUCGUGAUGAAGAACAAAUCAAGCAUCGGCAAUGUGAUUUGAACCAAUGUGUGUCGUUUUUUCGGCACACGCCUCAAAGCUUCAGAUUAAAGGAAAUUAAAAUAUUUUCCUGAAAUUCAUCACCAACAACCAGGAUAUUUAACUAAGAGCAAAGUUAAACUGCUGAAAGAGGUGAAGCAGAAGCCUUCCUGAAGAAUCUCCAGAACACGCAGAAAUUGUUUGCUACAUUUAAAAGACAAAUGAAGCCAAGUCCCGACAUGGAGAAACAUCAGCACUCUGUCAAGAGUUUUACUAAACAGAGUGAUCUCAAAAAACACCAGCGCAUUCACACAGGAGAGAAACCACAUCACUGCUCAGACUGUGGGAAGAGUUUUAAUCAACAGAGUCAUCUCCAACAACACCAGCGCAUUCACACAGGAGAGAAACCUUAUUACUGCUCAGACUGUGGGAGGAGUUUUAAUCAACAGAGUACUCUCAAAAGUCACCAGCGCAUUCACACUGGAGUAAAGCCAUAUCACUGCUCAGACUGUGGGAAGAGCUUUAAUCGACUGGAGACUGUCAAACAGCAUCAGCGCAUUCACACAGAAGAGAAACCAUAUCACUGCUCAGACUGUAGGAAGAGUUUUAUUACACAGAGUAAACUUAAAAUACAUCAGCGCAUUCACACAGGAGAGAAACCGUAUUACUGCUCAGACUGUGGGAAGAGUUUUACUGAACAGAGUAAUCUCAAAAAACACCAGCGCAUUCACACAGGAGAGAAACCGCAUCACUGCUCAGACUGUGGGAAGAGUUUUACUGAACAGAGUGCUCUCAAAAUACACCAGCGCAUUCACACAGGAGAGAAACCGUAUCACUGCUCAGACUGUGGAAAGAGUUUUAAUCUACAGAGUGCUCUCAAAAUACAUCAACGCAUUCACACAGGAGAGAAACCGCAUCACUGCUCAGACUGUGGGAAGAGUUUUAAUCAACAGUGUAAUCUCAAAAUACACCAGCGCAUUCACACAGGAGAGAAACCGCAUCACUGCUCAGACUGUGGGAAGAGUUUUACUACACAGAGUGAUCUCAAAAAACACCAGCGCAUUCACACAGGAGAGAAAAAUGUCCCAAAUUUGUCCCAUGGCAAUUAAAAGCGCAAAUCAUAAAUUCCACCAGAAACAAAUAUGAACUGUAUUUAACAAUGGAUUUUACAGGUUCAGCAAAACUAUUCUUAUCCAGUGAUGAUGUGUAUAGAAUUCCAUGUUAUGUUUGUAUGUCUUGUAAGUUUGAAUAUUCCAGGACAUUCUUUGUGAGACAGAGCUCAGUUUUUAGGUUAGUUACUGUUGCGCAGUAAGGUUACAGGCUCAUUCACUCCCUCUGCUGGUGUUCUUGUUUGUCUAUGGUUCAGUCCAAUUAAAAAUCUGUUACUAUAGAGGGAUAUAGAGGGAUAUUUGGUUGUGUUGUAUUACUCAAGUUUUAUACUCUCUUAUCUUUUCCUUAUUGAAUAUUAAAUGUUGCUUAUGUUUUUUUUAAUCUCCAAAGUUACUAAGAAUAUCCAAAUAAUGUAGUUUCUUAAUUGUUUUUAUCCAGUACAAACUAUUAUCUUUGUAUUACUUCACCUCUAUAUUUACCCAUGUGUGUUUUAAUAAACGGCUUUUAUAUUGCA